Molecule: messenger RNA, 1394 nt
Organism: Cheilinus undulatus (humphead wrasse)
Lineage: Eukaryota; Metazoa; Chordata; Actinopteri; Labriformes; Labridae
Gene: nudc
Product: nudC nuclear distribution protein
Exons: 9
Coding region: 121-1128 (335 amino acids)
Biological process (GO): protein folding
Cellular component (GO): cytoplasm
Source: RefSeq, a predicted model, not a curated record
GGAGCUCAGCGUCAGGAAGUUAGUAGCGUGACCACGGGCCUCACACAUUAUCGUUAACUCAACUUUGUGCCUACAAUUCUCUACAUAGUUUUUUUUAAAACCUUUUCUUAAAUCAUCAGUAUGGGCGACGACGAAGAAAAGUACGACGGCAUGCUGCUUGUUAUGGCGCAACAACAUGAAGGAGGAAUACAAGAGUUAGUCAACACAUUUUUCAGCUUUCUCCGCCGUAAAACAGAUUUCUUCAUUGGUGGUGAACCAGGUGCUCCAGAAAAGCUCGUCAAAGAUGCCUUUGCCCACCACAAUAAGCUGGCGCUGAAGGUCCACAAAGAGAAGCAGAUGAAACAGGAGAAGGAAAAGAAAGAGAAAGCUGAAAGGGCAGCCAAACUAGCAGAGGAAGAAAGGAAAAAGAAAAUGGAUGAUGGCCCCAAGAUCCAAGAACUGACUGAUGAAGAGGCAGAGAAACUCCAGUCAGAACUUGACAAGAAAAAGAAGGAAGAGGAAAAAGCAGCAAACGCAACAACAAAUGCAGAGAAGUUAUCUGACAAAGCAGAUGAAGAGAAAGGGUCUGAGUCGGAGGGAGAGGAGGAUGCAAAGGACAAAGAUAAACUGAAGCCUAACACAGGAAAUGGUGCUGACCUGCCAAACUACAAGUGGACACAGACUCUAUCUGAAGUAGACCUUUCAGUGCCUUUUGAUGUAAAGUUCCGUAUCAAAGGCAGAGACGUGGUUGUGGACAUCCAGCGGCGCUCCAUCAAGGUUGGCCUGAAGGGUCACCCUCCUGUGAUCGAUGGCCAGCUCUACAACGAGGUGAAGGUGGAAGAAAGCUCCUGGCUCAUUGACGAUGGCAAAGUUGUGACAGUGCAUUUGGAAAAGAUUAAUAAAAUGGAGUGGUGGAGCAGGAUUGUUACCACAGAUCCAGAAAUCAACACCAAGAAAGUCUGUCCAGAGAACUCAAAGCUGUCAGACCUGGACGGAGAGACGCGUGGUAUGGUGGAGAAGAUGAUGUAUGACCAAAGGCAAAAAUCAAUGGGCCUCCCCACAUCUGAAGAGCAAAAGAAACAAGACAUUCUUAAAAAGUUCAUGGCUCAGCAUCCAGAGAUGGAUUUCUCUAAAGCAAAGUUCAGCUGAGACCUGUUGCUGUCACUGUCACAUAAUGAUCAAUGUAAAUCAUAUCAAGCAAACGUCAGGCACCGAUGAACCCCCCUUCAUCCGCUCUCUUCAAACAGGACAUGGUUAAGAUGACUGAUGAGUCUUAAGUGCAGAGGAUCCUGUUUCUUUUUGUUUUGUUAACACGGUUGAUGGCAGUUAGUCCCACAUUCUCCCGGUGCAUGUCGUCUCGAUAUUUAAACGUGUCUGGAUUUUUUUUAAAUAAAGAAAUUUAAAAAUCAAAAUUA